Triticum turgidum subsp. durum (durum wheat) is the source of this 2829-nucleotide messenger RNA. The record is from the annotation of a GenBank genome assembly. NCBI's taxonomy places the organism in Eukaryota, Viridiplantae, Streptophyta, Magnoliopsida, Poales, Poaceae.
AUGGUCGCCAUGGGGCCGGAAGUGGCUGUUGCACUUGCGGUGGUGGGAUGGUUCGUCUCGCCGCACAUAACCAAGCUCAUGGAGGUCGCACGAUCCUGCGCUUCCAGCAAGUACAAGCUGCCAAGGGGCAUGAGGAAGAAGCUGCUGAAACUGGCGCAAGAUCUGGGGGACAUCAAGGACUUCCUGGAUCCAGCUACUAUGGGGGGCUCCGUCAGCGACAGGACCUGGGUCAACCGUCUGUGGAGUCUCAAGGAUGCCAUCCAUGACGCGGAGGAGAUCCUGGACUUGUUCGAGUCGCAUAUCCUUGAGGCCGAGGCAGCUAAAAACCUUAAGAAGCGCUCCGGCGGUGGUGGUGGCAGUGCUAGCAGCAGUGGCAGGAAAUCCGCAUAUUCUUGGUGGAUUUUCACCACCAACACCAGUGGUCCGUCACUGAAUCAGCUCAAGGAAGUGCUCAAGAACCUAGGGGAGCUUCGUGAGAGGAUGCGAGAGCUCUGCGAGAAUCCUGCCACUCGGCGUGCUGUACUUUCUCCACUCUGCAGAGCACCCUUGGGCCCGGAGCCAGUAAGGGAGAAGAAGCUCUUCUUCGGGUACGGCGUGGAGUAUGAGCAGCUAGUCUCCAUGCUCGGGGACGGCAACUGCAAGGACAAGAAAGUUAUCUCCCUCAUAGGCCAUGGCGGGAUGGGGAAGACCGAGCUUGCUCGCCAGGCGUACCGCCAUGUCCGAGGCAAGUUUGAUCGGCCCAUAUGGGUGCCUGCCUACGGCAAGAAUGCUCAGUUUGACCUUCUGGCAGAGAUUUGGAAGUCGGCCGUCGGCGAAAAAUCAGUCCAGGAGAUGAACAUUUCUAGCCUUCAGGACAAGCUCAAGGCACAACUGGCAUCCCAGAGGUGCCUGCUUGUGCUGGAUGAUGUAUGGAGCGACGAAAAGGACAUGAACGAGAGCGAGAGAAGGACUGCGCUGCGCUGCUUCACUGAUUUCGUGGGCGUCGGGAGUCGCAUCGUAAUGACGACGCGAUCCAGGAUUUGUUCGACGAAACUGGGCGCAGAAGAAACCAUCUUCCUGAAUGGGAUCAAACCUGAAGAGAUGAUGCUUCUGCUCAACGACACCGCAAAUCCCAGCGCCGAUGGUACCAGCGGCAUCCAGGGGAUGCUCAAAAGCGACGUGCUCAAGCUCAAGGGGUCCCCUUCGGCGGCCAUAGAGAUCGGCGAGAAGUUGAAGGCACGAAACGCAAGCUGCGGGCGCGAGCAACGCGGCGGCAUCCUGGCAAACAUGGAAUGCCACAUCGCCGGCGUGUUAGUAAGCCAUCUCGCCAGCUAUGACCAUCUGCCACCGCACCUCCAGCGUUGCUUCGCGUUCUGCAGCAUAUUCCCAAACGGUUGGAGGUUUGAGCCUGAGAAGCUGACCAAGAUGUGGAUGGCUCUUGGUUUCGUCGAGGAGAAGGCCCAUCAUCCUCAGGUUGGAAAUGGGAUGAGCAGCAUGGAAGACGUUGCCAGAGGCUAUUUCCAAGAGCUGGUGGACCGCUCCUUGUUUGAGUUAGAACAGAGCAAGGAUGGAGGAGACAAACAUAAUCGGUACGUGAUUCACGAGCACAUUCAUCGGAUGAUACGUGAUGCCUCUUCCAAGAAUUGCAUAAGCAUCUCUCGUGCGAGCACCGGAGACAAGACUAGCAUCCCUCCAAGGGUUCGCCACUUGUCAGUUACCAGCGGCUGCCUUGAUCAGCUGAAUGAGUACUCCAUAGGACUCGGCAAUCUGCGGACCUUGAUAGUCCUAAAGGAUGAUGGUGAUGAUGAUGGUGUCGUUGCCAUUGACAAAGAUAUACUCCAACAAUUCAAGGGUGUGAGAGUACUGGAUCUGACAGAGACAGGCAUAACUCAACUUCCAGCGAGUAUUGGCAAGCUGAAACAUGUGAGGUACCUAGGCCUUCCUAGCACCGUCAGCAGUGAUCUCGGUGAUCAAGUCACCAAGCUAUUGUUUCUUCAGACACUGAGUGUGGGCCAGGAGGAGGACAAAGGGAAAAAGAGAGAGUGCAUCACCAACAUAAGUGGCAUAGGAAGGCUGGUUAAACUUCGAGAGUCGAUCGAGUUCCAGGUGAUGAGGGCAUCGGAGAAGGAAGGGCACAGCCUGUGGGAGCUGGCCGGGAUGAAGUCUCUUGGGAAGACGCUGAGCAUAAAGGGCCUGGACGCCGUCGCGAGCAAAGAGGAAGCCAAGCAGGCUCGGCUUGACAACAAGUGUUCCGUCAAGGUCCUCAAGCUUCAAUGGGGGGCCCCGGAUGCGCGCCACGGAGAACCUGUCGCCCGAAGCUCUGCUGCUGCAGACCCCGCGCCCGCGGUGGCCGUCCUCCAAGGUCUCCAGCCCCACCACUACCUCCAUGAACUUCGUAUCGAGAGGUAUUCCGGGGAGACUUCGCCUACCUCGCUCAGCGGACUGGAGAAGCUGACGCGCCUGUACCUCAAGAACUGCAGGAAGCUCAAGGCCCUUCCGGCCCUGGGCCAGCUCCCGUGCCUUGAGCUUCUCGAAAUCAAGGAGCUUUGUGUUGUUGCGAGGAUCGACGGCGGCUUCUGCGGCGGCGGCGCGUUCCCCAAGCUUAAGAAGAUCGUGCUGGACGACAUGAAGGAACUGGUGGCGUGGAAUGACAAUGACAUGCCGAAAGUUGCGUUCCCUCUGCUCAGGGACGUGAGCAUCGCCGACUGCCCGCUGCUGUCGUCCUUGUCGGCCCUCGGGCGCUGCACAGGUCCCAUUGAUCUGCGCGUCAAGGGUGGGUGCCCUCACAUCACACCAGACACCCUGCCCGCAGCUUUCAGGAACGGUGUCUCAACCUGCAAAUUCCACUAG